AUGGACUGCUGUGAGCUGCCGGAAAUAUUUUUGAGCUUCCUCAACGACCUCUUCUUCUCAGACAUAACCGAUGAGGAGUACUUUGGCGAUUAUAACGACGACUACAAUUGAAAUAGACCAGCGAUCGUGAGCAAAUAAAGUUGAUAUGAGCAUUUA
Molecule: messenger RNA, 156 nt
Organism: Drosophila teissieri
Lineage: Eukaryota; Metazoa; Arthropoda; Insecta; Diptera; Drosophilidae
Exons: 2
Coding region: 1-111 (36 amino acids)
Source: RefSeq, a predicted model, not a curated record